CCCCCCCCCUGCGGCCCGCGGGGCGCGACCGGACGGGACGGGCCCAGCGUUGCGUUGAAGGUCACCAGGCUGCAUAAACUUAGAUAAGUUAAUUCGAAGCAUAACUUUACAACAUUAGUAAAUGAAGAGGUGCAACGCUGGAGAAGGGUUCCAAACUAGAAGCUGGCUCUGCUGACCGAGGUAGUGGUUUUCACCAUUGGGGCCCCCUCAACUCGUCAAAAUGCCCGUCAUGGUGGAGGACAUCAUGAACCUGCUGUGCUGUAUUUCAGAGGAGAGGAAAAUGAAAGCGGCAGUGAAGCAUUCUGGAAAAGGUGCCGUGAUGGCCGGGGCGGCCGCUUUCCUUGGUGGUUUGGUGGGAGGUCCACCCGGAAUAGCCGUAGGGGGGACAGUCGGUGGCCUGCUUGGUGCUUGGAUGACUAGUGGACAAUUUAAGCCAAUUCCUCAGAUCAUCAUGGAACUGCCCCCCUCGGAGCAACAGAAGCUCUAUAACGAGGCCUUUGCCGUUGUCAGAAACUUAGACUGGAUGGACGCUGUGCAGUUGACUGCCCUGGUAAUGGGCAACAGCGCCCUUCAGCAGAAAUUGGCAGCGGUCGUAGUAAAUUAUCUCUCACGCGAGCUUAAAGCAGAAAUACAGUAUGGAGACUAGCCCUUUCCGCCCUGUGCUUCUUCCUGUCCCGGGGAGGGACUGGCCGUCCGGAUGACUUAUUUGAUUUAGAAAUAUUACCAGUAACUGCUGCCGCUUCUCUUGUAGCGAAUGCCGGAACACUCCAGUUCCGUGAAGAGGCCCACCGGAACGAGAUUCACGUUAUCGUGGCGUUUUCUUAAGAUUGACCCCAAAGGUCUAAUUUAAAUUGCUCUUCGGUUUCAUAGACGCAGUUCACCACCCCUGAAAGUGUGUUCGUGAAAGAAUUAGGUUCCGGGAAAUAAAGCACCAACCGACACUUCGGUAAACUCUUCUGGCUGUGAAGGAGGCUAGAACAAAGGGUUGUUUGCUGUUAGAAUCAAUGGUGGUUUUUUUCAAAACCCUUUCCUCCUCCCAUGGGGUGGUUAUGAAAGGUUAUUGUCCUCGUCUUUUGCACUCUCCAACGUUCCGGGGGUGAGAAGUUACUCUCCCCCGCUCCGAAUUUGGAGAACUAAUGGGCUCAUUUCCUUCUGAUGACCCCGUAACUCUCCUGGCUUGUCACCAAUGGCCACUGAAGUGCGUAAUCUCUUCAUGCCCCCUUUAUCUUGAUUUGAUUGCCUCCUUGGGUACCUCCUUGGUUUCUGAGUUUGUAUCCUCUUAAAAUUGUCAGCAGACUUGGAGGUUCUCCAGCCCUGUUAUCAGUCCCUGGAUUUGGGGCCUCCCAUUUCUCGUUUAUAAAAUUGGGGGGUCAUCCCUGACAUUAUUAAAUUUACUGUGGCGACACUUAAAGUAGUGUUAUCUCUGAAACCCUUCUUAAGGGGUAUCAGGCAGUUCACUUGGCACCCUGAUGUGUGAAAUGACGCUCCGCUAGUAGAACUGCAACUCUGCUUGAUGAAGAUUUGCCCUUUUCCAAGUUUUUUUUUUUUUGAUGGGAUCCAUAGGGUACCUUAACUAGAAACAAAAAGGGGUAAACCUGGCAAACCAGGAAAUUGUUUAUAUUGAAGGAUUCGGUAACUAGAGUCUCUGGUGGUUUAGCUGUGAAAAUUGCACUCUUCUAAGUUUGGUGUACCACGUAUUAAGAUAAUUAAUCGAGAAUUGUAUGACUUGCGAUCGGUAGCCAUACUUUUGCCAUGCAUUUACCACUUACACUUAUAUCAUUUGCAUUUUCAAAAAUCAUGUCCAAUAUUGCUUCUUGAACUCCUCCAAAAAUACACUCAUUUAGGCUUUGUGUCACUCCAUAUUCACACUUGAAAUGUCUAUUUCGCUUGUUUUCCUAUUUUUGUAACACGGCAAAGUUGCCUUUUCUAUCUUGAGGAAAACAUGCCUUGAGAAUGAAGCCAGAAUAAAAUCUUUUGACAUCGUUUUGCUUCGGGAAA
Molecule: messenger RNA, 1998 nt
Organism: Ornithorhynchus anatinus (platypus)
Lineage: Eukaryota; Metazoa; Chordata; Mammalia; Monotremata; Ornithorhynchidae
Gene: C11H19orf12
Product: chromosome 11 C19orf12 homolog
Exons: 4
Coding region: 221-646 (141 amino acids)
Source: RefSeq, a predicted model, not a curated record